AUUUUAUAAAAGCUCUGUCCUUAAUCGAAUCAUUAUUGACGUUAUAACAGAAACAUAUAUCGGUCGAAAGAAAAAAAUAUUUGACUUUACCGGUUUCAUGUAAACCAGGCGGACUUGACGAAAAAGGUAUCAUAAUGCCCGAGUAACGCGUUAAUAUUUUAAAAGCCAUGACAAAAGUUCCGAAUUAUUGGUGGUUGGUCUUUGUGCCAGUGGUCACAGCGGGUAUUGCCUGUUUAUCUAACCCUUGUCUUCAUGGAAUAUGUAUUGAUGACGUCAAUAGUACCUAUUCUUGUUACUGUACCGAUGGCUUUACGGGAAUACAAUGUCAGACUAACUGGGACGAGUGUUGGUCGAAUCCCUGUCUAAAUGGUGGCACUUGCAUCGACGGAGUUGCUUCCUAUAAUUGUUCUUGUCCUGAAGGAUUUAUAGGCGACGACUGCGAAACAAAUUACAAUGAGUGCGAAUCAAAUCCAUGCUUGAACAACGGCACAUGUAUCGAUAUGACAAAUGAUUACGUGUGCCACUGCAUACCUGGCUUCUCCGGGGAGCACUGUGAGCUUGAUGUGGCAGUUUGUAACACUACAGAGGAGAUACGUUGCUAUAACGGAGGUGAAUGUAUUGAGGGACCCGGAUUUAAAUUCUAUUGCAAAUGUUUACCAGGAUGGACAGGGUCAAAAUGUGAAGAACAGAUUGAUGAAUGCAAAUCAAACCCAUGUCAAAAUGGUGGAAUAUGUAUUGAUGCACAUGCAGACUAUAUGUGCGCGUGUACUUAUGGUUUCACGGGAAAAAGUUGCGAAGUGCAAAUCGAGUUUUGCGACGCGAAUGCAUGCAGUAACGGUGCAUUAUGUGUAGUUGAAGAUGGCGAACGGAUAUGUUACUGUGUGCCUGAUUAUCACGGCGAGCGAUGUGAAUUGCAAUAUGAUGAAUGCUUGCUAGGCCCUAGAUGCAUGAAUGGCGGAAGCUGUAUAGAUGGGGUGGAUAAUUUUACAUGCUCAUGCCCUCCAAGACUGACUGGAAGUUUAUGUGAAUGCAUUAUUCUGGACGACGGCAGUUACGACUGUGAUUACGUCAGUCCAACUAUGCUGUAUUCCACUGAAAUCGGUACUACAUUUACUGAUAUCACCAAGCCUUCAGUUUUCAGUGAAAUUACCAAGGCUUUUACAACAACUGAAGCAUUAUUUAAUACUUCGAGCGUUAUUGCUUUAACUGAGUUAACGACAGCAGGAACUACCGAAUAUCUAACAACUGAAGUUAAUAGCUUUACUACGAAAAUAACAGGUGAUGGUGUAUCAUCUACACCUACGACGUUUCUCCAUGAAAGCACCACUCAGCAAUUCGAUCCUUCAACUGAAAUUGCCUUCACUCAACAAACACAAGGUGGAGUUAAUAUUAAAACAGAUACGACUACUAUUUGUAGUGGUAUUUGUGACUUUACGACCGAUAAAACAACCGCAGACAUUGAAACGACGCCAUUUGGAACUACAAAGGAAAUGGACGAAGAUACCACAGUUAAAGAAACCACCUAUAUAAGCAGUAUUACUAAACCCACAGAAGUAACGAUGGAAAGUACAAUAAAAACGACCCAAGAAUAUUUCCAUGAAACGACACUUAAAUAUACAGAAACAACACGUAACGAAGAUAGCUUUGAUAUAACUACGGAAAAAUUAUUUACUAAUUCGCCUGAUAGUCACGUCACCAGUGACUUGCCUAAUAUGACCACUGACAUAGACACGACUACGGAUGGUAUAACACAAAUCUACCCAACAGAUCACCUCGAGUGCACUCCUUCAGCUUGCAACAAUCAUGGCACUUGUUUUAGCGGUCCACAUGGCAUCAGAUGUCACUGUAUAUUCAGUUAUAGCGGAAGAUAUUGUGAAGAAAGAAUUUCAAUAAAAUCCGCGGCUUUUGGCGAAAAUUCAUAUAUAGUGCAUCAUAUUAGAAAUUCCACAUCUCUAGCGAUAGGAUUUGAAGCUAGAACGUUAAUCACUGAUGGCGGUAUUAUGCACGUAGAAAUAGCACAAGGAGUGUAUAUGGAACUUUAUAUGAAUACAGGAUUACUGAAAUUUAAAUUUUCGUGCGGCUAUCAGACGAUGCUGUUAAGCGAGCUCAAAACUUUUGUCAACAAAGGAUUUCCGAUGAAAAUUGAAACAAGACUGGAUUUAUACUUGAAACAACAACACUGCAACGCGACCCUUAGUUUGAAUGACACGCUAGCUAUGAGUGGUGGUCAGAUCGCAAACAUUUCAAGCCUUCAUCCUAAUGCCACAAUAAUGUUUGGAAAUGGAUUUAAAAACCACACCGACUAUCAACCAUUUAUUGGCUGCGUAAAAGGUUUAACUGUAAACGGCGCUACUCGGGCCUUAUUUGAAGAUGCCUUUGAUGCGGGUGAUAUAACAGAGUGUUCAUCGUUAGCUUGCCUGUCUGCACCAUGCCUUAAUGGUGGGAUUUGUAAGGAUAGGGGAGAAGGAUACUAUUGUUCUUGUGCUAAUGGAUGGAUGGGUGGCCAUUGCAAUCAGUCCGUAUGCGAAAACAAUCCUUGUCAAUCUGGUGGCAGUUGUGUAAAACAUCCAGGAAGUGGAUUCCUGUGUUUGUGUGCUUUUGGAAAACAUGGAAUCUUCUGCGAAUACAAUGUUGACAUUACCCGAGCAUCAUUAGCUCCAAUAUCAAGUGGCAAAUCAUCAUACCUCAUCUAUCCUCUGUCACCAAUGGCCAUCAAUUCCGAUCGUUUUGAUUUACGACUAAGAUUCCAAACUGAUGACUUAGAUCAAAUAGCGUUGCUUGUGUUUGUAGGCCAAAAUGGUAGACACGAUUCUAGAAGUCAGCAUUUAGCCUUAACUUUUGUGAAAGGGUAUAUAAUGCUUACUUGGAACAUGGGUAGUGGAGCACGUCGUAUAUUUACGUCUCGGGCCUUAUCAACAAGGCGUGGAGGGCAUAUGGUCCGAGUGUGGAGACGGGGCCGAACCGCAGGUCUAAGUGUUGAUGGAAGACAUAACGUCUCUGGCAAUGCACCAGCUAAUGAUGUCAAGAUGAACGUGUUGCCUUACGUAUAUAUUGGUGGUCACUCAUCAGAUGAUUUUCGUGAUCUCCCCCAUGACCUGCCUCUGCACAACGGUUGGAAAGGAUGUAUAUGGGAGAUGGGAGGUCAGGCAGUCGGCACGGGUAAACCUGUAGGGGGAUAUGGAGUGGGGCAAUGUGGAGUAGCUCAAUGUACUGCCAAAUCCUGUAACGCUCCGAGAGGAGUUUGUAUACACUCGCCAGCAACAUAUGGAUGUAUCUGUAAUGAAGGUUGGUACGGAGCUACUUGUGCCAGUAGAAAAAGCCCAUGCGAUUUUCCCGAAGGUCAGUGCUACGGUCGAUGUGUCAUCACAUCAGGGGAUGCUGUUUGUGACUGUCCGUAUGGGAAAGGUGGAUCUCAUUGUGACAAAGAUCUUCUCCCAAUUGACAUAUUCUUCACGGGUAAACGCUCCUACAUCAAACUCCACUCACGGUCGAUAUCCAGCGUGAGUUUAUCACUGGAAACGGAAAUAAAACCAGCUAAAGAACGCGGAUUAAUUAUUUAUAUCGCAACACCUCAUUUCUACACAGCUUUAUCUCUGCAAGGAGGUGUGCUGGAAUAUCGUUGGACAGAUCGUCUCUCUGGCUUGACAUCUCUGGUUCGUUCUGGUGUGGUAUUGUCUAUGUCUCAAUGGCAUUCUGUGAAGGCGGGCCGCUAUGGAACUCGGCUCUACGUUUGGGUCGACGGAGCUAUCACCACUGAGCCUAUGCUGGCACAUGCCUAUCCCCAUACUGCAAGUGAAGCUUCUAUCGUGCUCGGUGGAGCUGAAGACUUGGCAACACUCCCAUUUGACGUGAUGUUAGGACCUCCUCAAUCGUACCUAGGAUGUCUGAAGAAUUUGCACGUUAACAAUAUUUUAUUGCCAUUGGAACAACAAAAUAUUGCAGGUGGUCAGAAUGUAGAGGCCUGCGAGGGCUCGAAAUGUGAGAGCGGCCGUUGUAGACGCGCUGCGUGCAAUCCCGCGCACUGUCCGUCGCCAGCUCGGUGUAGGAAUAACCGCUGCGUUUGUCCUUCAGGUCUUGUUGGAGAUCAUUGUCAACAGAAUGUAACUAUAUCAAUACCACAAUUUGAUGGAGACGCAAUGAUCUCUUUAAGUCGACCAGCUUCCAGUAUCAGCGGACAAAGGCUCAGUACUUUACCAACGAAACCCAGUUAUAUAGCAUUUAAUUUUAGUACUGCCGAUCCCAGUGGACUCAUACUUUGGAUUAAUAUGGGAAAUGAUUAUCUGGGUCUUGGUCUAGAAAACGGUUACCUUAAAUUAGUCUGGUCACUACACUGCAAAUAUGAAGACAUUACACAACCAAAAAUCACGUCGCGGACUAUUCAGUCGGGCUUCAUGGCAGACGGAUUAUGGCACACGGUGGAAUUACAUUUGAAGGGAAAUAUAUCACUCAGUGUAAACCAGGCUGUAUAUAUAGAAGAAAUGUGUAUGAUCGAUCAUGAAUUCAUAGAUGUGGAAACUUAUAUCGGUGGCCUGACUGACAGCGACACCAAAGUGAGGAAGCUGUUUCCUCAGAAUUUUCGCGGUUGCAUCGAUCAUAUAUCAACUGAAAUCAGUCACUUAACCAACUUCACGGACGUGUACAGCGAGAACUUAGCCACGUGCCAACCAUUUCCUACAACUUGACACAUUUCGAAGCACCUUACACGUAUUGUCUAAUACGCAUAGUACAAAUUUUUUCUAGUC
Messenger RNA from Pieris napi, 4742 nucleotides. RefSeq names its product protein eyes shut (gene eys). Gene Ontology annotation, molecular function: calcium ion binding. The transcript has 22 exons. NCBI's taxonomy places the organism in Eukaryota, Metazoa, Arthropoda, Insecta, Lepidoptera, Pieridae. The record is from RefSeq and is a predicted model, not a curated record. Bases 168 to 4682 code for a protein of 1504 amino acids.